Messenger RNA from Lynx canadensis (Canada lynx), 759 nucleotides. It is a transcript of the gene ODF1, whose product is annotated as outer dense fiber of sperm tails 1. NCBI's taxonomy places the organism in Eukaryota, Metazoa, Chordata, Mammalia, Carnivora, Felidae. The transcript has 2 exons. The record is from RefSeq and is a predicted model, not a curated record. Bases 1 to 759 code for a protein of 252 amino acids. Gene Ontology annotation, cellular component: outer dense fiber.
AUGGCUGCACUGAGUUGUCUUUUGGACAGUGUUAGAAGGGACAUAAAGAAGGUGGACCGAGAACUAAGGCAGUUGAGAUGCAUCGACGAAUGCACGCGAUGCCUCUGCGACUUGUACAUGCACCCAUACUGCUGCUGCGACCUGCACCCCUACCCGUACUGCCUGUGCUACUCGAAGCGAGCGCGCUCCUGUGGCCUGUGCGACCUCUAUCCGUGUUGCCUGUGUGACGUCAAGCUUUACUGCCUGCGACCAUCUCUCAGAAGUUUGGAGAGGAAAGCCAUUAGAGCCAUAGAAGAUGAAAAGAGAGAGCUUGCCAAAUUGAGAAGAACAACAAAUAGAAUUCUGGCCUCCUCUUGCUGUAGCAGUAACAUUUUAGGAUCGGUAAACGUGUGCGGCUUUGAACCGGAUCAAGUCAAAGUUCGGGUGAAGGACGGAAAGGUGUGCGUGUCGGCAGAGCGGGAGAACAGGUACGACUGCCUCGGAUCGAAAAAGUACAGCUACAUGAACAUCUGCAAAGAGUUCAGCCUGCCGCCCUGCGUGGACGAGAAAGACGUGACGUACUCCUACGGGCUCGGCAGUUGCGUCAAGAUCGAGUCUCCCUGCUACCCCUGCACCUCUCCCUGCAACCCUUGCAACCCUUGCAACCCCUGCAGCCCCUGCAGCCCCUGCAGCCCCUGCAACCCCUGCAACCCCUGUGACCCUUGCAGCCCCUGCUAUCCCUGCGGGAGUCGCUUUUCCUGUAGGAAGAUGCUUUUGUAA